This is a messenger RNA of Rhagoletis zephyria (snowberry fruit fly), 3964 nucleotides long. Its product is annotated as ATP-binding cassette sub-family A member 3-like. Gene Ontology annotation, cellular component: intracellular membrane-bounded organelle; membrane. The record is from RefSeq and is a predicted model, not a curated record. Gene Ontology annotation, biological process: lipid transport; transmembrane transport. Gene Ontology annotation, molecular function: ATP hydrolysis activity; lipid carrier activity; ATP binding. NCBI's taxonomy places the organism in Eukaryota, Metazoa, Arthropoda, Insecta, Diptera, Tephritidae.
AUGGCCAUGGGUAUUUACAUCAUCACAAUGAAGGAGAGCAGAGCUGUGGGCAUUGACUGGAGCAACAUUGCCGAGCCGGCACUGCCUGGCGAUAACCUCAACAUUCUGCUCAUUCUUGGCUUUAAACUGAUCAAUUCAGUCAUCUACCUGCUUGUCACCUGGUACGUCACACAGGCGUUUCCAGGAAAGUUUGGCGUCGGUCUUUCCUGGUACUUUCCCUUUACACUAAGCUACUGGAAGGGCGAAAAGGAGUCUGUUGAUCUAAAUGGAUUCCCCACUAAAAAUGGCAUCAAAUCAGAGGGCACACAGGAGAAUAUAGAGCGAGACCCCAGUCAUUUGCGAGCCGGCAUUAGGAUUAUGAAUCUAAGCAAAAGCUACAAUGGCAAAAGUUUCUCAGUGGACAAUCUGAACCUCAACAUUUACCACGGACAAAUCUGCUGCCUACUCGGUCACAAUGGAGCGGGAAAAACAACAACAAUUUCGAUGUUAACUGGACUGUACAAACCUAGCAGCGGCACAGCCAUUGUCAAUGGAUAUGACAUUCGAACUGGCAUGAACUCAAUUCGCUCCAGUCUGGGAAUAUGUCCACAGUACAAUGUCCUCUUUGAUGAGCUUACCGUUGAAGAACACCUUCAGUUUUACUGCAAACUAAAACGCCCAGAGAUGGAUGCAAAGGAGAUCAAAGAAGAAAUUAAAACAAUGCUAGAAAAGUUGGAUCUAGUUGACAAGCAAAAAGUGCAGUCUAGUAAACUUUCAGGCGGAAUGAAAAGAAAACUGUGCGUCGGAAUUUCACUUUGCGCUGGAAGUUCAAUAGUUAUUCUUGAUGAGCCUUCAAGCGGGAUGGACGUAUCGGCAAGAAGAUUUAUUUGGGAUUUGCUUCUUAAAGAAAAGGAACACCGCUCAAUUCUGAUCACGACGCAUUUCAUGGAAGAAGCUGAUGUUCUUGGUGAUCGAAUUGCCAUAAUGGCAAAUGGCAAGCUCCAAUGCUGUGGCUCACCACUGUUCCUCAAGAAGCAGUACGGCACUGGAUACAGUCUGACUAUUGCAAAACGUCACGAAAAGGUAGAAGCAGAUGAGAUUACGAAACGCAUUCAGAGACACGUUGAGAGUGCCAACAUGGAAAGCGCAGUAGGACUGGAGCUGACGUACUCACUGCCAGACGAUAAAACGGACCGAUUUGAAAGCCUACUCUCUGAUUUGGAGGCAAAUAAGGACAUAACCAACUACGGCAUCUCAGUAACCACAAUGGAGGAAGUGUUCCUCAAAGUGGGCGAAUACUCAAAGGACAAAAUUGAGUCGAUCAACAACGCUGAGCAGAGAGAGCAAGAGCUGGUCAAAAGAGGAGGUGACGAUGCCCGGUCUGGCAAGUCGCCGGUGAAAAAAAACUACGGCCUGGUCUUGCUCCGUCAACAACUAUAUGCCCUGUUGCUGAAGAAGCUGCUCUACGCAAUGCGCAGUCCCUUCCUGACGGCCGCCCAACUGCUAAUCCCCUUCAUCAUACUGAACAUGACACAGCUCUCACUGAAGGCCAUUCCCCGACAGAAAGAGGCGCCCCCGCUGCACAUGGAGCUCACUCAGUUCCGCAACCCGCAGAUCACCUACUUCUACGACCAGUCGGUGGCAGAGCUGGCCACUAGCUACGCCGCCGCCGUCCGUCCCCACCUGCCCGGUGGGUCUAGCAAACUGGUGGCCAUUAACAGCACUAACCCGAAGGUCAUUGGCCAGAACGUGCUCAGCAAGCCGGUCAGCGUGUANGGUCAACAACUAUAUGCCCUGUUGCUGAAGAAGCUGCUCUACGCAAUGCGCAGUCCCUUCCUGACGGCCGCUCAACUGCUGAUCCCCUUCAUCAUACUGAACAUGACACAGCUCUCACUGAAGGCCAUUCCCCGACAGAAAGAGGCGCCCCCGCUGCACAUGGAGCUCACUCAGUUCCGCAACCCGCAGAUCACCUACUUCUACGACCAGUCGGUGGCAGAGCUGGCCACCAGCUACGCCGCCGCCGUUCGUCCCCACCUGCCCGGUGGGUCUAGCAAACUGGUGGCCAUCAACAGCACCAACCCGAAGGUCAUUGGCCAGAACGUGCUCAGCAAGCCGGUCAGCGUGUACAGCUACGAGUACAUGAUAUCCGCCGUGCUGCAGCGCAACACCACCAGCAAUGUGAUUACCCUGACCAGCUUCUUCAACAACCAGGCCUUCCACACGCCGUCCAUUGCGCUGAAGUAUGUCGAUGAGGCUUACAUUCGCUACGUCUAUGGACUGAAUGACAGCCCUUUCGACAUCACAGUGACCAAUCUGCCGCUGCCGCUGCAAACGCGAGACAACCUGAAGAUGUCAGUACUGACCGCUCAGACGCAGUUCCAGGUGAUGCAAGGCCUGAUCAUGGCCAUUGCUUUCCUAAUUGGCAGCUUUGCCGUUCUGGCGGUCAAGGAGCGUGUCAACAAGGGCAAACACCUUCAAGGGUUGAGUGGUGUACGAAGCAGUCUUUACUGGAUGUCCUACUUCCUCGUCGACUACUUCAUCUACCUGGCCUCCUCGGCGCUGAUCAUCGUCACCUUUGUCAUCUACAAGGAGAAUGGCCUCUACGAGGAAAAUCAGCCAUACUACCUCCUGCUCGGCUUUGUCAUUCACGGUUUCGCCAUUCUGCCCUUUGUCUACGCCAUGUCCUUCAUGUUUGACGCGCCGGCCACUGCCUACGCCCGUUUGUGCCUCUACGCCGCCGUCCUCGGCAUUGCCGCCAUUCUCACCGACCAGAUUACCUCUCUCAAGCAGCUCGACCUGCUCGAUAAAAACAGAAUUCUCAAGCCAAUCUUCUCUCUGCUCAUUCCUGUGUACGAUCUGGGUAAAUUAGCCUCCAACAUGAUACAAAAUUACGAAACGAACAAGGUCUGCGGCUUGGAGUUAGUGCAACUUCUGUGCAAAGACACCAGCACUUCUUCAAUUGUGAAACCCUGCUGUAAAGACAUAUGCGAAGACGAAUGUUUGCCAUAUGAACCAAAUUUUCUUUCUCUGAACGAGCCAGGAAUUGGAUCAAAUUUGCUGUACCUCGUCGCCAGUGCCACAAUUUACAUGACCAUUCUCAUUCUGCUUGAAAACAGUUUCUUUCAUUACGUGAGCAGUCUUUGGGAGCAGUCAAUUCAAAGUCUUGUGCAGAUGAUAAAAAGUGGAAAAAAUCACGAGUUAGCUGGACUUGAACUGGACGUCACUGAUGAUGAUGUGGAGCUAGAGAAGAAACGAGUGGACGGAAUGGACCCGAAACAGUGCAAAGACACAAACCCACUGAUUGUCCGUCGACUGAAGAAACGAUACGGCACAUUUACCGCUGUCAAGGGAAUCUCAUACACCGUACAGCGAGGAACCUGCUUUGGAAUGCUGGGAGUAAAUGGUGCUGGAAAAACUUCAACGUUCAAGAUGAUCACAGGCGAUGAAAACAUUUCGGGGGGAGACAUUUUCGUGAACGGCAUUAACGUCAAGAAGAAUCUUCGACGUGCCCAGCAGGACCUGGGCUUCUGCAAUCAGUUUGACACUCCACUGCUGGAAGACCUGACCGGCAGAGAGAUGAUGACCUUCUACUCUCGACUGCGAGGAAUCCGAGAAAGCGAAAUUCCCGGGCAGAUUGACGAGCUCAGCCGACUGCUGUACUUCGAGAUGCACCUCGACAAGCGAGUUGAUGCCUACUCCGGCGGCAACAAGAGACGCCUCUCCACGGCCAUCUCCUUUCUGGGCAAUCCACCCAUUGCCAUGCUGGACGAGCCCAGCUCAGGCGUAGACCCAGUGGCCCGUCGUUGCCUGUGGACAGCGAUCAGCACCAAGCUCAAGGAGGGCGUCUCCAUUGUGCUCACCAGCCACAGCAUGGACGAGUGCUCCUCACUGUGCAAUCAGCUGAUCAUCAUGGUCAACGGACAGAUAUACUGCAUCGGCAGUCCACUGCAGCUGAUGAAGAAGUUCGGCAAUGGCUACACAGUGC